Messenger RNA from Homarus americanus (American lobster), 4340 nucleotides. Its product is annotated as parathyroid hormone/parathyroid hormone-related peptide receptor-like. The coding region runs from base 368 to 2704 and encodes 778 amino acids. Gene Ontology annotation, biological process: adenylate cyclase-modulating G protein-coupled receptor signaling pathway; cell surface receptor signaling pathway. Gene Ontology annotation, molecular function: G protein-coupled peptide receptor activity; peptide hormone binding. The record is from RefSeq and is a predicted model, not a curated record. NCBI's taxonomy places the organism in Eukaryota, Metazoa, Arthropoda, Malacostraca, Decapoda, Nephropidae. The transcript has 13 exons. Gene Ontology annotation, cellular component: plasma membrane.
UAAAAAAAAGGAAUAAAAUUGAAAAUAGAUCGAAAUGGACAAUGACGUUCAAGAGCACCAAGAGUGAUUAACACACCUCAACCGCAAUCCCAUCUUCAACCACAAUCAUCCCUCAACCAGAAUCCCACCGUCGAUCUCUUUCCCUUCAACCAUAACCAAUCCUCAACCACAAUCCCACCGUCAACCAUAACCUCACCGUCAGUUUCAGCCCCCCCCCCCACACCGCCAACCUCCAUUAUCCCCACAAACCCCACCAACCACCGUCAACCAAAAUCCUUGUCAACUACUACUCCCAAACAACUAACGUCAACCACAACCAGACAGAACUGCUACCCUAUCAACCCAUCAAUUCCCGUCAACCACAAGGAUGAUGAUGAUGGGUGGCUCCCCCUUGUGGUGGCUGGCUUUCCUGAUAAGUCUCCACGGCCCUACCACCCACGCCUACGACCCACCCGACACGCCCACCAUCCACGCCCACCACCCAUCUGUUUCACCCAACCAUCACAUCAACGCCCACUUUAAGAACCCAGAGUCGUUGGAGGCACAGAUGGCAGUGUUGGAGGUCAUGAGGGAGGACUGUGAGGUGAAGAUGAGGGAGGAGAGGAGGUUUUUGAAGCAGAUGAGGACAGGUGAGAUGGUGAGGGACACAAAUGAGGGGAUAGAUGCCGCCUACGAUGAUGCAGAAGAGUACAGAGUCGUCGAAAACAACACCAAACCCAGGACGAGAACUUCAGAUGAGCGAACAGAGAACAUCGAUGAUGCUAAAGAAAACGAAAUUACGGGUAGAGAAAAUGAGAAUCAAAUCAAUAUAGAAAAUGGGAUUCAGGUCAUCAGAGAAAAUGGAAACCAGGGCAUUAGAAAAAAUGGAAACCAGGGCAUUAGAAAAAAUGGAAACCAGAGCCUAAAAGAAAUCGGAAAGCAGGUUGUUAGAGAAAAUGGUAAUCAGAGCUUAAAGGAAGAUGGGUCUGUGGUCGCCUACUGUCCGACGACGUUCGACGACGUGUACUGCUGGCCACGGACACCUCCGGACACACUGGUCACUAUCCCGUGUCCGUCCUACGUCCAGGGCUUCCCACAUGGGAGCCAGGCGUCCCGGUACUGUACCUCACAGGGCACUUGGUUCCGGCUUGACGGAGGGAACAGUUCCUGGACCAACUACACCUUGUGCUCCCCCACCUAUGUUGUGGCCGAGAGUGUCAAUAUGACCCUCUAUAGGUGGCUGCCUGUAGUAAGGGUGGUGUCGUACGUCGGCUACAGUGUCUCCCUCGCCACAUUGAUCGUCGCCUUCACUGUACUCGCCUGUAUCAAACGCUUGCGAUGCCCGAGGAACACCCUACAUAUGCAUUUAUUCCUCUCCUUCAUCUGCCGGGCUGUGGGGGCUCUCACCAGGGACCAGCAACACGACCUUUUCCUCACGCCAGAGCCUUUACUGGAUGGCGGGACGUGGGGUUGUCGGCUGUUUACGGGCUUGUGGCAGUAUUUCAUCUUGGCUAACUACGCCUGGAUACUGAUGGAAGGACUCUAUCUACAUAACCUGAUCUUCCUGGCUCUGUUCACCGAUAACUCUGCCAUUACUCUCUACAUCGUUCUCGGCUGGGGACUGCCGCUGGUGCUGGUGCUGGGGUGGGUGACGGCGAGGAUGACGGCGGAGAACACUCUCUGCUGGUUCACUAACGAGAGGCCUUGGGUCUUUUGGACGUUCAUAAGAGGACCCAUAUCUACUUCCAUCGUGGUGAGCUUCGCACUCUUCCUCAACAUCGCCAGGGAGCUGCUGUUGAAGCUUAAGUCCUCCACCACACCUGAGAGUCGCAAGUACAGAUACAGACGGUGGGCGAGGUCGACGCUGGUGCUGGUGCCGCUGUUCGGGGUCCACUACGCGGCUCUCCUCGGCUUCACUUACUUCAUGGGCAAGAACCACACCAUCGAGCUCAUGUGGCUCGUUACUGACCAGUUCUUCGCCUCCUUUCAGGGUUUCUUUGUGGCGACACUGUAUUGUUUGCUGAACGCUGAGGUGAGGUCUGAGCUGAGGAAGAUCUGGCACCACUGGCGGAUGAACAAGGAGGCUGAGAAGAACAUGAACUUCCACUCUGCGUUCUCUCAGUCGAGGAGUUACUUCAGCCGCGGUACAGGCACCCUCAACACAGCUCCAUCAACAGGCCGCAAAAAGAACGGAUUCCUCACUGGCCGGGGUAACUCCUCUAGCUUGCUGGUGGCGGCGACCUCUAAUGUGAACGGCGCUACCACACGGGACAAAAACUGUCUCUCAGUCCAGGAUAAGUCUCUCUACGAUGACGUCAACAACCAGUCAGUGACUCUCAACCUGGCAGUGGUAGAGCUACAGCAGCCACCAGACCCUCACCACACUGACGCCUCCUCCACCACCCACCACACCUCCUCCUCCACCUGGCAAAACACACCACCCAAUGGAGGCGACCUGGAGUGUGCCCUCGUCCUCCAUCCACUCACCCACAACGCCCACGUUACCCAUGAGGCCACCCCACCAGCCCAGGACGCCAUUAGCUACGUCGAGGAUGGUCCCCAAACUUGCACCACUUCCACCCAGGAGUCUCGCGAAGACGUGGGUUCGGAUUCAAUGUUGGGAGAUCUUCCGCCUUCCUCCACUAUCAUUUACGACACGGCCGAGUCCUGUGAAGGUUCGCCGCUCCUGGCCAACGCCCCCCGCCUGGCUGAGAGCACCUUCUGAGACUCCUGCAGACGAUGCUGGGGAGUUGGGGUAGGGGACAAUAUAGUAUGUCGUACAGUAGCUACAGGUCCUGAUAAACGCUCGGAUUUGUUAUUUUUAGUUAAUAUAUUUUCUUUCGGAGACGUUUUCGAGUCGGUUCUUGAAACUUGACGAUCUGUGUGAGUGAAACUAAUGAAUGUGCUGAAAGAAAUGUUUUUUUUCUUUUAAUUACAGAACAAGUUAGGAGUUGAUUUUAUAGUAGUACAUGUAGUAUUAGUAUAUGUAGUAAACUGUAUUAUGUAUCCACUACAAUAGGUGCGUCAGGUAAUACAAUAAUUAGAUCGUGUAUUUCAAUGGUGCUUAAAAAAAUCGCUGUAUAUUUCUUGACUAUCUUGUACAGUUUUUAUAUAAGGACAACAAAGGUUAAUUUACUUCUUCAGGAACUCUGUGGGCGUCCUGCUGGAGUGUGUGUGUGUGUGUGGGGAAGGGAUUCAGUGUUAAGAGGAGACUACUGGACUCACACCAGGCACCUCACAUCAGCGUCAGUAGUAUUAGCGUGGUGCUUAUGACCGAUGCCCUGUUUACUAAAAUUUGGCUUAGCAAAAACUGCAUUAUAAUUCACCAUGAGACUUUACUAUGCUCGAGUGUUGAGUGUUAUAAUGAUGCUGACAUUAAGUGCUAUUUAUUUUUUGUUAUUGUUCCUGUGAGGCCUUGUGUCUGCGUGAGUGUUUGAUGUCAUUAAAGACUUAAGCUCCUUAAGUCUUUAAUUACAUCAGACACCGUUACAUAACUCUCAGAUAAUUAACCUGUCACGUGUAGCAGCGUAUUUGACCGAGUUAAUUGCUAACAUCUAUGACAUUUCAAAGAGACGAGGAAUUGGUCCUGUGUGCGGCGUUACAAUGUUGGUCCCGACAGAUGACGUUCCUAAACCCGUGUGUGUGUGUGGGGGGGGGGGCACUGUAAUUAAGUCACCUGUUUGAUAGGUGUGCGUUCCAGGUUUCACGUCAUGUCAUGGUGAAUAACCUCGAAUGAAUAAAUCCCACAAUGAAUGAGUAUUACAUCAGUGAAAUAUGAUAGGCAAUAAGAGUAAUUUCUGGAUAAAGGACCAAUCCCACUCACACUCUCGCGAACCUGUUUUGUUUGAUGAAGGUUUGACAAUAACAAUAUAGUUUACCUUUUGGAUGUCAGAGAGAGAGAGAGAGAGAGAGAGAGAGCACACAUCCACAAAAGGUAAACUGCCCUCCUCUUGAUUCUCUCAAGAAACUCGGAAAUAAAUAACCUUAUAAAAACAAGAUACACUCUAAGUUGGUUUCUUCUGUGAACAUUACUUAAGGUUCCGUUCCCGAGAGAGAGAGAGAGAGAGAGAGAGAGAGAGAGAGAGAGAGAGAGAGAGAGAGAGAGAGGCGUGUCUUAGGAAAUGAUAUGGAUAGGGAGAGCUAAGAAAACGUAUUUGAGAAGGAGAAGGAAGGGAGAGGAAGGAAUGACAAGAGUAUGAAGAAGGGAGAAUGACAAGAGAAAGACCAUUAAUACUGCAAAUAAUAAGAUGUCUUACCAAUGUCUAAAGCUCUCUCUGUCUAUCUCUCUUUAUUUCUCUCAUUCUCGAUCCAUCCAUCUAUCUCGCCAUAAUUUUUUAAAUCGAAGAACGCGUCAGUCAGAG